Argentina anserina (silverweed cinquefoil) is the source of this 1923-nucleotide messenger RNA. Its product is annotated as F-box/LRR-repeat protein At5g02910-like. Gene Ontology annotation, molecular function: protein binding. The transcript has 4 exons. The record is from RefSeq and is a predicted model, not a curated record. The coding region runs from base 254 to 1705 and encodes 483 amino acids. Lineage: Eukaryota; Viridiplantae; Streptophyta; Magnoliopsida; Rosales; Rosaceae.
CGCCAGUUACCAAAACAGCGCAAAUACGGGAGCAUUUGAACUCCCUCAACCACCCUCAAUUAAAAGUGAAAAUCCUAGUGCUCUGCAUCGCGAGGGAAAAUGGGAUUCCCUCAGAUUCCAGAAUCUAGGGCUAUGAAGAUGGGGCGCAUCCACCUUGGGUUUUGAAAUGAAUUGUGAAUUGUGAAUUUUGAAGGUGGAAGAAGAUUGUAGCUAGGUUGCAAUUGAAAGGUUUUAGUAAAUUGAGUUUAGCAUCAUGGCCCGGCAGGGUAAGAAAAGGGCUAUUGCCGGAGGUUGUAGUGAGAGUAAGAGCAUCAUAGACAGACUUAGUGACCUUCCGGAUCAGGUUGCCCAUCACAUUCUUUCGUUCCUUACUGUGACGGACUUGGUUCGAGCGUGUUGUGUGUCCAAAAGGUGUAGAGAGCUUUCUCUGUCGGCGCCGUCUUUGAAUUUUGAUGAGAUUCCUGUCGGUUGUAGAUCGACAUGUUAUAAUAGGCUGCAGUUGAUGACUUAUUUGGAGAGGUUCUUGUUUCAUCGUGGGGAUAAUAAGGUGAAUUCGUUUCGUGUGAACUGGGAGAGGCACUAUAUGGAUGAAGAUGAAACUGUGUGCAUAUGUGCGAGUGAGCAUUAUCGACUCAUUACGUGGAUCAACAGUGCAGUGAGGUGUAAUGUUGAAGAGCUUGACCUUAAGAUGGUUUUGUAUGAUCCUGAGGAGGCGUUUUUUCCGUCUAGUGUCUUUCUCUGUGGGACUUUGAAGUCCCUAGUGGUGGACAUGAAUUUCACUAUUCUUAGAACACCCUCGUUUGGUUUUUCUUCAAAUCUCAAGAAGUUGCAGUUAAAAGAGGUUGUGAUAGAGGAUGAGCAGUUCUUCAAAUGGAUCUCGGUUUCCUGCAAGGUCAUUCAGGAAUUACAUCUUCAUGAAAUUCGUGGAAUUCGAACUAUCAGCAUUGAAAGCUCAUCUUUGAGAAAAUUCAAGUUUUUUGAUGCAUUCAACACCUACCAUCUUAGCAUAUCGGGAGACAACCUUGAAAGCAUAAAUAUAGGCUGGUAUGUUGGAUUACUCAACAGUUCUCUAAAUAUUUGUGCCCCAAAUCUUAAGAGUUUGUGUUGGCACGGGCAGUUGAUGAAUCACCUAUCUCUUGGAAGGUUCAGAUGUUUGAGAACUGCUGUGCUUAAUCUACGUCCUGAGGCAAAUGAAGCAGACAAAAUGUAUGAGAUUCUUUGCAGUUUAGGCAAGGUUAUAGCUCUUUCCCUAGGUGAAGCAAUCAUCAAGGCUCCAUUCAGUAAAGGAUCCAUGCGAGCUCCAAUAUCUGAUAUUCACUGGUUGAGUAUGGAUAUUGGUCGCAUGACUGAUGAGUUGAUUCCGGCAAUAGUUUCUCUCUUCAGAGGGUUGCCUAAUAUCUUUAUUCUUUCUGUACAAUGUAAACCGCCUCUAAAUGAACUUCAUGCUAAUACAUCUGGCUUUGAUGUGGAAUAUUGGAAGCUGCAAAAUCUUGCCGUUAUUGAUCAUCUGAUGAUGGUCACAUUAGACCUCUGCAAUGACUCCAAUGUAAUUGAUUUUGCCAGGUACAUUCUUGAGUGCGCUCCGAAUCUGCUGGAAAUGGUUGUUAUAUAUCCACCCCAGGAUUCAGACACAGUCGUGAAGAAGUUAAAGGAAAGCAGAAUGGUAUCUGGUGCAAAAGUUGUCUAUCGUGAAAAACAGAUAUGAGGAUAAAGAACUCCUCCGACACUCUUCAAAAGUUAUCUGUCACAACAAUGAAAAUUUAGCAUCGCUGUUGAACAGAUCCAUGUUGCGUGUAAAUUAGAUAUGCUAUUUCUGUAUGUUAAUGGGCAAUGUACCAUGCGUACUGCUAUAUUUUCUGAAUUUAAGUUCAUGUACUCAGACCACUGGUUGCACAUUUGAUGAGGCCUUAGUUAUCUUGAACA